AUGACCGCAUGUCCAGGGUUGCCAAAGAUUGUACAAACGCGCAAGUCGCCGAGGUGGGACAGUGAUCGCACGUAUCAAGCUGGUCGAGCGAAUCGCCAAGAUCGAUUGUCGCAGGAUCGUCACGAUCCAACGCCGAAACCGAGCGCCGAGAGGUCCGGAGAAGCCAGUCGUGAUUGUACGGUUCAACGUGCGCAACGGACGAUGGACUUUGAGUAA
Messenger RNA from Microbotryum saponariae, 216 nucleotides. NCBI's taxonomy places the organism in Eukaryota, Fungi, Basidiomycota, Microbotryomycetes, Microbotryales, Microbotryaceae. The record is from the annotation of a GenBank genome assembly.